UUCCAAAUUCCGGUACAAUUGAAACGACAUCAUCUCUUGGUCCACCAAAAAGAGAAUGUGGCCGACAUUCCGGUCCUACUGAAACAUCAUUAGAUGGUUUCAGUCGGACCGGAAUGUCAGUCACAUUCUCUUUUUGGUGGACCAAGAGAUGGUGUUGUUUCAAUUGGGCCGAAAUUUGGAACUUGACUAUCCUUAUGGAUUGUAUCAUAAUGAGAGUACCUGCGACAGUAAUCUGGUAA
Molecule: messenger RNA, 239 nt
Organism: Ambispora gerdemannii
Lineage: Eukaryota; Fungi; Glomeromycota; Glomeromycetes; Archaeosporales; Ambisporaceae
Source: the annotation of a GenBank genome assembly